Messenger RNA from Doryrhamphus excisus (bluestripe pipefish), 6299 nucleotides. It is a transcript of the gene nlgn2a, whose product is annotated as neuroligin 2a. NCBI's taxonomy places the organism in Eukaryota, Metazoa, Chordata, Actinopteri, Syngnathiformes, Syngnathidae. Gene Ontology annotation, cellular component: membrane. Gene Ontology annotation, molecular function: neurexin family protein binding. The record is from RefSeq and is a predicted model, not a curated record.
GUCAGAGGCAAGCGUUGCCAUGGCGACCGGCUCGAGAGGAGGACACUGCGGCGCGUGCACCACACGACGGCGGGGGCGUGCCGGCGAGUACGAGCACACGUGGGCGCGCACCGAGGCGGUCACCGCAUCCACAGCAGCCGCAUCAGCAGACACCACACUCCGAACAAAAAACAGCACCGUGGGACCGCAUCGGGCACCGUGCAUCUUUUUUUUCGGAGCAUUCCGACGCCCCCAUUGGAGGGUUGACUUUGUAGGUCUAUCGACGACGUUUCGUGAGGGAAAAAACGCUGAGCUGUGUGAUCACAGGUGACUUCUCCGCCUAUGUCAUUUCCGCGUUCACGCUGGUCGAAGGUUCUGCCGUGGCUCAACCUGGCCUCUGAUUGCGCCCGAAGCGAAGCCGCCAGUGAGACGAUGAAUGAAUGAAUGAAUGCUCGAAUGUGCUGCCGUCCUCCCGGGGAUGACGGAGGCUCAGCGCGCACGGAUGUGCUAGAACAUCCUCAUUAUUAGCAUCUUUGUAUUAUUUUGUAUUAUUUCUUGUCAUUGUCAUGAAGUCCCAACUGCUGGCCUGCUGCUCGACUGAAAGAAGGAAGGACUACUUUGACUGUCAAAGGCUUUUAUUUAUCUUUUAUAUAUUUUUGUAGUCAGCAGCUGCUUGAAUUGGCUUUUUUUGGGGGGAGGGCAGAGGACACAGUCAGAGGAGACAACACAAAUAACGGCUGACUUUCUACCAUCACCUGGGCACCUCACAUUAACAGGUGCUAACGCUGAUGAUGUCACCGGGACAGCGCAGGAUACAAGAGGAUGGACCGUAGCAGGACCAUCGCUGGGGAAGCAACCGAGAAAGCCUCGCCUCCGCACUGACCUGGUCCACCUUCUCCUCAUCCAUGUGCACCCUCCACAUGACCUUGGCCAGAGAAGCUCCUUUUGUAUUUUUGAUAAAGGCCGCUUGUCGCUUCAAUCAAAUUUUGGACACCGCUGCCUUUUGAUGAUGACAUCAUCAGCAGCCAUGUUUUUAUUUCUAUUCGCGAGUAAAGAAAAGAGAAGAAGAUCCCUCAUGGCCGACUGGUGCUUGAUGGGCCUCGCCCUCCUCUUGAACCUGGCCUUCAGUCAAAAAGCCGACCCCUCCAAGCACCCUGUCGUCACCACCAACUACGGUAAGCUCAGAGGAAUCAAGAAGGACCUCAACAAUGAGAUUCUGGGCCCAGUGGAGCAAUACCUUGGCGUCCCCUAUGCCACCGCCCCCAUCGGCGACCGCCGCUUUCAGCCUCCCGAAGCCCCGGGCUCGUGGCAGGAGAUCCGCAACGCUACCCAGUUCGCCCCCGUGUGCCCACAGAACGUGCACGGCGUGCUGCCGGAGAUCAUGCUGCCCGUGUGGUUCACAGACAACCUGGACGUAGCGGCCGGCUACAUCCAGAACCAGAGUGAGGACUGCCUGUAUCUCAACGUCUACGUGCCCACCGAGGAUGGUCCGCUCACAAAAAAACAUGAUGAAUCUUCAGCCAACAAGCCUCGAGAUGAAGACAUACGUGACAGGAGGAAGAAGCCGGUAAUGCUGUUCAUUCACGGAGGCUCCUACAUGGAAGGCACUGGAAACAUGUUUGAUGCCAGCGUGCUUGCCGCAUACGGCAACGUCAUCGUCGUGACCAUGAACUAUCGUCUUGGCGUGCUGGGUUUUCUCAGCACCGGCGACCAGUCGGCCAAAGGCAACUACGGCCUGCUUGACCAGAUUCAGGCGCUGCGCUGGCUCAACGAGAACAUCGGCCACUUUGGAGGAGACCCGGAGAGGAUCACCAUCUUUGGGUCAGGAGCUGGGGCGUCCUGCGUUAACCUCCUCAUCCUGUCACACCACUCGGAGGGGCUUUUCCACAGAGCCAUUGCCCAAAGUGGAACAGCCAUCUCCAGCUGGUCGGUCAACUACCAGCCCCUGAAGUACACCAAGAUCCUAGCCCGCAAGGUGGGCUGCACCUACACCGAGACCGCUGACCUGGUGGACUGCCUUAGACGCAAGAACUUCAGGGAGCUGGUGGACCAGGACAUCCAGCCGGCUCGUUACCACAUCGCUUUUGGUCCUGUGGUGGACGGAGACGUGGUGCCCGACGAUCCUGAGAUUCUCAUGCAGCAGGGGGAGUUUCUGAACUACGACAUGCUGAUCGGUGUGAAUCAAGGUGAGGGUCUGAAGUUUGUGGACGAUAGCGAGGACAACGACGGCAUCUCGGCCGCCGCGUUUGACUACACCAUCUCCAACUUUGUGGACAACCUCUACGGCUAUCCCGAAGGCAAAGACAUCCUGAGGGAGACCAUCAAGUUCAUGUACACCGACUGGGCAGACAGAGACAAUGGCGACAUGCGGCGAAAGACCUUGCUCGCGCUGUUUACAGACCACCAGUGGGUGGCCCCGGCCGUGGCCACCGCCAAGCUCCACGCCGAGUUCCAGUCGCCCGUUUACUUUUACACCUUCUACCAUCACUGCCAGACCGAGACGCGGCCCGAGUGGGCUGACGCCGCACACGGAGACGAGAUACCGUAUGUUUUCGGAGUGCCCAUGAUAGGCGCCACUGACUUGUUCCCGUGUAACUUCUCCAAGAAUGACGUGAUGCUCAGCGCCGUGGUAAUGACCUACUGGACCAACUUUGCCAAGACUGGGGAUCCCAACUUGCCGGUGCCCCAGGACACCAAAUUCAUCCACACCAAGCCCAACCGCUUCGAAGAAGUCAUCUGGACCAAGUUCAACUCCAAAGACAAGCAAUACCUCCACAUCGGCUUGAAACCCCGUGUCAGAGACAACUACAGGGCCAACAAGGUGGCCUUCUGGUUGGAGUUGGUGCCACAUCUCCAUAAUUUGCACGAGGAGCUCUUUCCAACCACCACCCGCUCCCCACCAGGCCCCGGCCCCGGUACCCCCAGAACUAGAACUACAGGCCCUCGCACCACUCACCGCCCAUAUCCUACCUUCCCGUAUGACCCAGAACCUGAUAGUUCUGAGCGUCCACCUCGGGUUCUUUUUCCCGGAGACACGCGUGAUUACUCCACCGAGCUGAGCGUCACCGUCGCCGUGGGAGCAUCCCUCCUCUUCCUCAACAUCCUGGCCUUUGCCGCGCUCUACUACAAGCGCGACAAGAGGCACGAGAUGCGGCGCCACCGUCUCUCUCCUCAGCGGGGCGGCCCCGCCAACGAUCUGGCCCACAGCCAGGAGGAGGAGAUCAUGUCCCUGCAGAUGAAGCAUUCCGAACACGACGCUCACCACGAUAUGGAGCCCCUACGGCCCCACGACAUCCUGCGGCCCUCGUGCCCCCCUGACUACACACUGGCGCUGCGCCGGGCCCCAGAUGACGUGCCUCUGAUGACGCCCAACACCAUCACCAUGAUCCCCAGCACCAUCACCAGCAUGCAACCCCUCCAUGCUUUCAACACCUUCCCCUCGACGGGCCACAACAACACCCUGCCGCACCCCCACUCCACCACCAGGGUAUAGUACCAGAUGACCCUGCGCAGCAGCACCAAGGGACCGGGACGUCUGGCCGUGCUAACCAUCUAGAAGUCCCCUGGGUGAGUGGUUUGGUGACUCUUUAGUUUCUCCGAGAACUACUCCACCUCCUCUGUAAUGUGCUGCCAAGCUUAGCAGCGCCCUCCAAUGGUGGAAUGUGGAGAUGCAACUGAACCGCAAGGCAGCAACCAUGACCAGUUUGGGAGAAACUACUCUUUUCAUGGAGGGUUUUUCAGACCUGAGCCCCUUGCCAUUUCUUGAAGGGACCUCUCGCCUUUUUUUUUUUUUUUUACUGCAGUGUCAUCUCUCUUUAUCUCAUUCCUGUGUGUGUGUUAUUCUUUCCAUCAUCGUAUCCCCGCUGCUGUUGACAUAUGACCCUCUCUCCAGUCCUCCAUCGGUCGAAAGGGGGUCAUCUUUUAUCUUCUACUUCUAGUCAACCAGCAUUCUUGGUGCCAAGUUCAGUGUUUGCAUUCUGACAAAGAAGAGAAAAAAAAUACAAUAUUUACUGUCCACUGAUAAAAGUGCCAAAUUGGCCCUUGAUUGUGUUUUUCUUUUCUUUCACCGCUUGUCACUUUCUUUCAAACAUGUCCUUAAUUGUUGUUUUUUAUGUGCAAUGACUUGUUUUUGCUGAAAAUAUAGAUAUAGAGAAAUUAUAUAUAUAGUUAUAUAUGUGUACAAAGGAGAAAGUCUAUUGUUUUGCAGCGGGGGAACUAUGCAUGAAUUAUUUUUAAUAGAAGGAACACAAGGAUGGAGGACACUGUAUCCGCACGAUUCCCCCAAAACCGACAAAAGCGCUUCACCUGGUUCAGGAAAAACAAAGCGUUGGGUCUUCAUCUCCUCCAUCUUUCAUGUUGAUAUUUAGACAGACGCGCUUCUGUUGUGCUGAUGCAACCAGCAGCAAGCCCAUUCGUAUGACUGGGACUGCCUUUUCUGUGCCAUCGUGCAUUUGUAUCCAGCACGUCCACUGUCGGCUUCCUGUGUGCCUGGUCCAGACUGGGUUUGUGCACCGACCCCGAGCGUGUGUGUAAUAAUGUUAUGUGGCGAGGGAGACAGGCAUGAUCUUCCCACUCGUUUUCAUGGUUCCCGACUUGGGCUACUUCCUCACAGUGAAGGUUUGGGCGAGAGGACUGAAAGCACACAUAGGGCCCGCGUACGUGGAACAUGGAACCGGAACAAAAGGGAGCGUGCUGGAAAGUGAGCCGUAUUCUGCCCUUUUUCUUGGUGGCGGUGUUGCUUGUGCGCUAGCCUGUUUUGUUUGAUUUCUUCUCUGUUGUAUUCCCCUCUGUCUGAGAAUGUCGCAAGCAAAGAGAUAUGUGCACAAUGAAAACACAAAGCAGUCUUACUUGGAUGUGCUUCAGAAGCCGACAAGAUGGCUGCCAAGGAAGAGACUUUGCAGACAGCCUUAAAUGAGUGGACUCACCCAUGCAACGCUUAAAAAGGCACGGCCAUCUUUGUAUCUUCUGUGUUUGCUGAGAUGAUACAUUUGCUAUUCCGUCCUCCGGAUGAUCCAUGCUUUUCGUACCCCUGCGAGGUCAGAGCGAACAAGGGGCCGUGAGGUGACACGACAGAACAGAACAAACAGCUGCCUUUGGAGUUUGGGCUGUUUUUAAAUCCUUGUCUAUUUUAUAAACCGCCACUGGAGGGCGCCAACGCAACGGAUGUCUACAAAUGGGAGAUGAACACAAGACAUACAAAACCUGCAAGAGAAUCAAAACUGUACAUUUUUAAGUGUAAGAAUCAAACAGAUAGAAAUAUUUGUAAAUAUUAAGUUUCUUGUCAGUUUUUAUCUUUUUUUUUUGUUUGUUUGAGUGAAUGAAUGAAAUAAAAUUUGUGACGACAAAAGACAACAGGUGCAGUUUGCAAAGAAAGGGCCGCCAUCUUGACUUUCAUUUGUUCUCAUAACCACUUUGGGCCAUGUGGACAUUUUGUAGCACUCCACACUGGAAAGUCACUGUAGCAGAAGUGCAUCAUACUGGUUUGUUUGAAAAAUACUACAUUGCUUUAAUUACCUUCCUUUAUGCUCUUACUUUGGAAGUACACCUUCAGAUUAAAACAUAUAUGCAUAGUUUUGGGAACAUGUCACGCAUAAGCCAUCUUUGCCUUUCUGCCAGUUAACCCACACAAUGUGGAGGUGAAGGGAACCUGCCAGUGGUUCAUGGUGAGAACCUUCAAAGCGAGACGAGGCCCUUCAUUAGACAUUAGCUCACUUUCCCAUGUAGUCAUGUUUACAUGAAGCCACUUUAAAGUGGGUCAUGAGGGCUUUGAUACCAUAAGAUGCCUCGACACGUAUUAUUGAGAUCUUAACAGUUAUGAUGUUAUCGUCCGCACACUGUGUUAUGUCAGCGAUGAAGGGACUAUGUUACCACGAAUAAAACAAAGUCAUCAAUUGGAAGUCAAUGGUACCUGCAAGCACACAAGAGCCAACACACACACACACACAUUGUCUAUACGCAUGAACUUCCUGCUCCUAUUCCAUGCAAAGUUGCACCUGUUGUCUUUGUUAACUUUUCAAAUCAGAAACCCAAGAUUUGAGUUAAGAAAAAAAAAUGGUUGCAUAACGACAUUUUGGGGGAAAUUGUGAUUUUAAAAAGUAGAAAAAAAUAUAAUUGAGGUGAUGAUGUUUCUGUUUACUUUAGAGGUUAUUAUCCACUGUAUGCUGUGAUUCUGAUUUGGGAAACAUUAAAGACGUUCAUAGCCAGUGUGUGCAUCAGUCUCUGUGAUUGAAGCUACUAUUUCAAAUAUUACAUAAUUUGCACAAUUUGUAGAGGGGCAUCUUGACCGCUGCAAAAAUAUAAUCCAGCCCAUAUAACCCCUG